AUGCAAUCUAAGGGUCACACUUUGAUCGAUAUGUUGCAUCGAAUGUUAGCCUUGCUUACUUCGUUUAGCGGAUUUGUCUACCUGGUGCAUGCUAGUCUCGAGUUUACAACGUCAAUUGCGCAAGAAUGCACACCUCUCAACGUAACAUGGAAGCCGGACAAAGACGCUUUUCCUUAUAGCGUUUAUUUCAUGGUGAUAGGAGCAUCACCGCAAAGUUGGCGAAUCGAAUCAGACUAUCAACUAAACGCUUCAGAACUCACCUUCCAAUAUACUUUACCGAAAGUUGGAACCGUAUUCCAGAAAUUUAUGAUUGCCGUUGUGGAUAGCAAAGGAAACGGAAACACUUCUGCUCUUAUCACACCAAACAAUUCUAGUACAAGUACUUCUGAAUGUACGGAAUACUCCACCUCUAAUCUGAAAGUAAAAGAAGGCUCAAAAGCGUAUGUAAUAGCAUCACAGUGUUCGAUGAUGGUCUACAAGCCAACAGGCCCCUUCACCGGAGCUGGACCAUUCUCGUACUCUUUGGUCCCAGAGCUUGGCUUGCCGUUCACGAUUAAUAUCCCAAAAUCAGCACAACGGAAUGCAUCAAACUUUCAUUAUGAAAACAUUAUGCAUGUCGAAAAUGGGACAAGGUACUAUCAAUUCAUGUCAGUUGGAGAUGGAGGAGGUUCUACCCUGUCCGCCGUUAUCGUUAAUCAAAACCAGUCAUGCUUGAGAGAUGAUAACAAGCGUCCAGAUUUGAGUACUACCCACCUUUUGCCGGUCGGAUCACUUUUAGCAUCUUUCCAAAAUCUUCCGGGAGCUAUUGCACCACCAACGGGUGACAUUAUUGUCAAACAACCAGAUAAUGGCAAGAGAAAUCUGAAGAGCUUAUUAGGCGGGAUUCUUGGCACUUUGUUCGGCUUGCUUCUACUUUUACUUAUCUCUUACAAAGUUUAUCGUACGAUACAAAAGAAACGACAACUGUUUCAUAGAAUGGAAAAUGCACAAUUCGUUGAUUCAAGGGAAAGCAUUCUCGAAGAAAGUCCUUCGAGCAAUCAACAGUCUAUUUUGAUCUCUCCUUUCCCCUAUGAAUCCGAUGAAAUUUUUCAUGGUGAACCAGGAAACGGUACGCAUCAUAAUGCAAUCGGCCUUCGAUCAAUGAGCCGUAAAAAGAAGUGGAAUGAUUUAGGUUCUUCUCUCGGGGGUCGGCUUUCAGGAUUAAGACAUGUUCCAAGGUCAGAAAAGACGAGAUCGGGAUCCAAAUAUGGAAUAUCUUUAGCUAAUCUCACAAAUGAUGCAUCUGAAGCACUUUUGGCUCCCUUACAAAGUCCAGGCGAUCAACUUGGAUCCUCGCAGUACGAGAAAAUAGGGUCAAGAGAAGGUGAUGAUGCAGAAAAGUCUUUGUCGCCACGACACAGUAACAUCACCUUUCCCACUACCAAUCCGAUUGGCCUAGUCGACGUCCUAGAUAAAAACAGCUCGUCACCCGCUGAGACAAAGAGGAGCUUAUUAAACGACAGCUCGCCCACACCAAACGCUCCUACACAAAAUACGAAUAUGAUGAGCACCCACGAUAAUCAUGAAUCAAGGGCAAAGUCUUACACAUUCAUGCGCGAAAGCAAUGAAAGCGCUCAAACACUAAAAUCUCGAUUUAAGGAGUGUUUCGAUAUUGAAUCAGUGGAUGAAGGCGCACUUUCCAGAAUACUAGAUGCAUGA
This is a messenger RNA of Meira miltonrushii, 1698 nucleotides long. RefSeq lists its product as uncharacterized. The coding region runs from base 1 to 1698 and encodes 565 amino acids. The transcript has a single exon. The record is from RefSeq and is a predicted model, not a curated record. NCBI's taxonomy places the organism in Eukaryota, Fungi, Basidiomycota, Exobasidiomycetes, Exobasidiales, Brachybasidiaceae.